AUGAAACCAAGCGUUGACUUUUAUAUUGUUUAAUUUGAAUAAUACAAAAAAGAAAAUGAACAGUUAAAGAGGGAGAUUGUUUUGCAAAAGUUGAAUUUUGAAUAGUAAUUGGAAAAGGUAUAACGAAUGACUUAAGAAGACUAAUAGAUGUAUUAAAAACAAAUCUAGGAACAUGAAAGGGAAAUGGAAACAUUUAAAUAUUCCUUACAAAAGACUUUUGAUAAACUUAUUUAAGAAAACAAUAAAUUAUAAACAUAGUUAAUGAAUGCUGAAAUUGAAAAAAUAUUAAUGAAUUAAUCAUAAUAGUCUUUAUCAGAAUGUAAAUAAUGGAUCACAGAUUUAUCAAAUACCAAUAUUGACAAGGAAUCAUAUGAAAAGCUGUAAAAUACUAUUUAAGAAUUUGAGUAAUAUAUGGAGACUGAAAGACAAUUGUUUUUAUCUGCUAAAUCUGAAAUUUCUGAAAAGGAAUAAGAAAAACAAUAAAUGGAAAUAAAAUUGGAAUAAAAAUAGCAUGAACUAAAUAAAUUAAAAGAAAGAAAUGAAAUUUGUGAAUACAGAUUAAAAGCUUGCUAAGAACAAAUUUUGAAAUUGCAGUAAUAACUUAAAGAAAAGUCAGAAUUAGAGGAUAAAGCCAAAGAAGUUUAGUAAAAGUAUUAGCAAUAGCUUAUAAAGUUGAAAGACAAUUUUGAUAGACAAUAAAAAAUGUUAUAAUCAUACAUGGCUUAUUUAAAUGAAAUUAGAGAUAAGUUUGAAGAAGAAUAAAAAAAGAAUAUUUUAUUAAAAGAAGAAUUUGAAUCGGAGAAAAAGAGAUUGUAAGAAGAAAAUAGAAGAAAUCGAAGUUUAAAUAAUGAAACAGAAUUGGAUUAAUAAAUUUGA
This is a messenger RNA of Paramecium tetraurelia, 876 nucleotides long. RefSeq lists its product as uncharacterized. The record is from RefSeq and is a predicted model, not a curated record. The transcript has a single exon. Lineage: Eukaryota; Ciliophora; Oligohymenophorea; Peniculida; Parameciidae.